GUCUAAUCCAAUGAGUUUCGGCCAUUAUUAUUGCAAAUGGGAAGGGCGUGUAAUUGCAAUGUUAAUAUCUUCCGAGUUCAAUGUUGAAAGCAGAAUGUUCCAUGCAUUGAACAGAUGUCGAUAGGUCUUCCAACCCCACUUCAACAUCGUUUUCAAUGUUAUCCUUGGGUUAUUGUCAAAAGUUUUAGCAGUGAACCCGUGAAUAAGUGCCAAAGUGGCAUUUUCGUAAUUAUUAAAAUUACUCAAUGUUUAGACAUCAUAUGCACAUUUCGCUAUUUCGUACCUGAAGUGUCAAAACCAAUCAAAAGUUUUUCCUCCUUGCUGACAGUUAUGUAUUUUCAUUUUAACCAGGUGAAAAGUUUAUUAUAAAAUCGGCAAACUUUCUCUCAACUUUACACUUCAUGUAUUUCAUCGCCUUAAGUGAAAAUUUGUCUUGGAACGAAUGGAGGAAAAUAUGGAAAGUAGCAAAGUUAAAUGGCAAGGCAAAUUAAAUUGCCUGAAUGUUUUCCAGUUUCAAGUGGUAAAUUAUCGAUUAAAGAAAUAUGUUUAGAGACACAGGUUAAUAAACAAGUAGACGUGGAUUCGUCUUUAUUGAGAGGUAAAAGCGAUGAAGUUUCGCGUGUUAUUAUGAAGGUUGCUAACACUUUUUAAGCCAAAUUUAGAAAGGACGUGAUGUAUGGUAUCGCCUAAGUGAUAUUUCUUGCUUACAAUAUUUUGAAUUAAUGAGCAGGACAGAUUAAGA
Messenger RNA from Hermetia illucens (black soldier fly), 742 nucleotides. RefSeq lists its product as uncharacterized. The record is from RefSeq and is a predicted model, not a curated record. The coding region runs from base 115 to 369 and encodes 84 amino acids. NCBI's taxonomy places the organism in Eukaryota, Metazoa, Arthropoda, Insecta, Diptera, Stratiomyidae. The transcript has 4 exons.